Molecule: messenger RNA, 909 nt
Organism: Psilocybe cubensis
Lineage: Eukaryota; Fungi; Basidiomycota; Agaricomycetes; Agaricales; Agrocybaceae
Exons: 6
Coding region: 1-909 (302 amino acids)
Source: RefSeq, a predicted model, not a curated record
AUGGAUCCCCUCAGUUCCGACUUCCCAUACAAGAUCGAAGAAAAUGUGAUUGGGAUCACUCAGUUAAACACGAUAAUGUUGCAGAGUCUUUUGACAGGGGUCUACACAGUCGUAUAUGGAGCAACUGCAUAUCUCUACUUAUCUAAAAGGCCACAAACCGUGGCUCAUCGUGCGGUGUUGGCUGCGGUUACAGUACUUUACGUGUUUUCAUUCUUCAAUCUUGUUGUUCAGUGGAUUGGAAUUGACCAUAACAUCAUCACGAGUGGAGAGACGCAGAAUUCCAUAUUCCAAGCGUCAUUGACGAUUCCUCAAUGGACUCGCGUGGGUCUUGGGCUGAUAUCUAAUAUCUCAAUUGUGGUUGCGGAUAUGUUACUUGUUUGGAGAUGCUAUGGAAUGUGGGGGAACUCAUGGAAAGUAAUUACGGUCGUUGUUGCGCUGUUGGUUAUAGAAUCAGCCCUCUCCAUCACAGACCUUGUAUUUCUCUGGAUGACACCAGAAAUCAAUACAGCACAGGGCCAAGCUCGAAUAAACUAUAUUGCGGGCGCAACACUUCUUUCCUCCCUGUGUACAACUUUGUACGCAACCAUCCUUAUCGGAUACAAAAUAUACAGCUCCACGCGUGAUAUCUCCCGCUCACGAAACCGAUACAUGCGCAUCCUCACUAUAGUUAUCGAAACAUCCGCGAUAUACUCGAUUAUUCUCAUAGUCGUUGCCCUUUGUUCAGUGGUUCCUCAGCUAAGCGACGUAACAUCCCCUUUGAUUGCGUUGGAAACCUAUGCCACUGUCGCUGAAAAUGUUCUGGGGAUUGUUCCAACUGCCAUGGUCCUUCGAUUGGUGCUUGCAAGCCAUCGUGCUAACAUGUCCUCACAUGCCUCGCUGAACCAAAUUAAUGAUGCUGCAUCUGGCUGA